AGGAUACUUUUACAAAUUAUAUGGAGGAUACUUUUACAAAUAAUAUGGAACAUUAUUUUACAAAUUAUACAGAAAAUACGUUUAUAUAUCAUAUGGAGAAUUCAUUUAUCAACUCUAUGUGGAAUACGGAAGAUACAUUCUUAAACUAUACGGAAAAUACAUCUAUGAAUAGUGCAAUGCAGAUAAAUACUUCUAAUACCCUAGCUGCUAAUGAAGACACCAGAGUGAAUAAAGACAUAAGAAUAGAUAAAAGUAUUGAAAAUGACUGUGCUAAAUCGGAUGUUGGCUCUUACGAAGCAAUUCAAAACACUGCAAAUCUUGAUAAUUAUACGAAUGAUAAAAAUUCUUGUGAG
Racocetra fulgida is the source of this 353-nucleotide messenger RNA. The record is from the annotation of a GenBank genome assembly. NCBI's taxonomy places the organism in Eukaryota, Fungi, Glomeromycota, Glomeromycetes, Diversisporales, Gigasporaceae.